Messenger RNA from Cynoglossus semilaevis (tongue sole), 1859 nucleotides. RefSeq names its product RNA-binding region (RNP1, RRM) containing 3 (gene rnpc3). Gene Ontology annotation, biological process: mRNA splicing, via spliceosome. Lineage: Eukaryota; Metazoa; Chordata; Actinopteri; Pleuronectiformes; Cynoglossidae. Gene Ontology annotation, cellular component: U12-type spliceosomal complex. The record is from RefSeq and is a predicted model, not a curated record. Gene Ontology annotation, molecular function: U12 snRNA binding; pre-mRNA intronic binding; protein binding. The transcript has 16 exons.
CUAGAUGGCAGUAAUGUACCUGUAGGUUCGUUUUUAAAUCACUUGCAAACCCAGCAGAAGAAGACCGAAUAUUGUUGGUGUUCGUUUGUUGACUGUUUCCACAUGGGGGACCAAGACGAGAGUGAAAAUGUGGUCAAAGCACAAAAGACUAAAACGCUGCUUGUCCGCCACUUACCGGAGGAUCUCAGCCAGGAUGAGAAGGUUGACCUGCUGAAGUACUUUGGAGCAGAAUCAGUCAGAGUCCACAGGGGUUCUAUGAAACAUAAAGCCUUGGCAACAUUUAAAAGUGAGAAGUCUGCAUCGAAUGCUCUAACCAGACUCCACCAGUUAGAGAUCCUUGGUCACACACUCGUUGUCGAGUUUGCAAAAGGUCAGGAUAAUUUGACAGUAUUGAAAGAUCCACCGGUGUCAGACAGUGGAAAAAGUAGUAAAGAAGUGAAGAGGAAACAGGAGACACCUCAAUCAAACACUCCUGUCAUAGAGACCGGCGUCGCGCCAAGUCUUGGGUAAAACGACAUCUCCAAUCCCACAUUGAAAUAUUUAUACCCACCUCCUUCUAACAGCAUUCUGGCAAACAUAACACACGCUCUCAUGAGUGUGCCAAAGUUUUAUGUCCAGGUACUUCAUCUGAUGAAUAAGAUGAAUUUACCGUGUCCGUUUGGUCCAGUCACUGCCAGACCCCCGAUGUUUCACCUCCUACCUCCCGCACCACCGAUCCCUAUGCCACCUCCCUUCCCUCCUGACUACCCUCCUUUACCGGAGGAGGAGAUGGAGCUCUCGAGCGAGAAAGAGUCCGAGUACGAGAGCGAAGACGACGAAGACAAGGAGAGGAUUGCUCGUCUGAUGGGCCUGGUCAACCAAGCAUGCAAAAGACCCAUGAGACCGAAGACAGUUUCAAAGAGAAAGAAGCCCAAGAUCAAGGAUCUUCUCUUUGCUCCCAAGUCAGACUCUCAGAGCGCUCCUGUGCUGCAGCCCUGUGAUGUGUUCGAGCAGCCCCACCCUGCUGGACCGAAGAAAAUUGAAUUCCACAUUUCUGUUCCAGAGGCAACGUCUACGGUGGAGAGAAGUGGACCGGGUCAAGAGGAAUCAGCAGAUGGGGUGCAGGAAGCGGACGAGCCACGGGUUGCUGUUGCUGAUGCUGAUGCCGACGAGACGGAGCUCUCCGAAGGGUUUGGGAAACUCUACCCCAGCAACCAAGGGGGCAAACAGGAGGAGGAGCUCAGUGACGAUGAACUGGAUCUCACGUCGGGUGUCAUCUCCAGAAAGGAGCUGGAGAAAGGAAGGCUCUCGAGAGACGAGAUGAAAAAGAUGUCUGUAUUUAAGAACUACGAAUCCGGUGAGCCCACCUGCAGACUCUAUGUGAAGAAUAUUCCGAAGCAAGUGGAGGAAAGAGAUUUAAAGUACAUCUACGGCAGAUACGUCGACCUUUCAUCCGAAAUGGAACGAAACAUGUUCGACGUUGUGCUAAUGAAGGAGGGGCGGAUGAAAGGACAAGCCUUCGUGGGACUCCCCAGUGAGAGCAGCGCAGAGAAAGCCCUGCGGGAAACCAACGGCUACAUUCUUCACGACAAACCCCUCGUGGUUCAAUUUGCCAGAUCGGCACGACCAAAAGACAACGCCGAUACGAAGAGAGGCCCCAAGCACCGAUGAGUUUAGCAAGAUACCAAGGCUUGAUAUUCUGAUCCAGCAGAACCAUGCGUAUCCUUAUUUUGGUAUAUCCUUUGAAACAAUAAAGGACAUUUGGGAAGUUUCAGAGUAGUUAACUGUGGCACAAAUGCAUUUCAGACACCAAUAUUUAUUGUCUUAGUUUAAGAAGACUCAGCCCUCUUUUUUUUUUUUUUUUUUUUUUUACCAAGAUC